CAAGGAGUUAGUUCUGGUCGCGGGCUGCAGCCCAUCGCUGUUGACGGAUAUCUGUAAAGUGGUGGAUCGGAGCGGUGUGCUCGAGAUUGUUUAACUACAAGACAACAGUACAUUCCGUGAAACAUGGGGGACAAUUUAGCACAUGAAGCUGAGCUAAAUGGUUUGAUAAAAGAGUAUUUGAAGUUUGCUGCUUUUGAGGAAACUGUGAACGUGUUUGUUAAGGAAUGCAAAAACAAGGGAAAGGCAAUCCUGAAACCACCAAUAAGUGCUGGCCAAGGCGUUAAGACUUUGCAAAUUCAGGAAGAUUUGCUUAAAGCAUUUGAUGAUGGAAACGGAAAGGUAUUUUUCAAGCUGUGGGAACAGCACAUUUUGCCUCAAACUGGAGUUGAUGAGCAGCUGCCUCAGAAAUUGGAGUUUCACCUUCAAGUUCAUUUCGCUAUCUUUCCUCUGAAGAAUUCUAGAAAGUCUGACAAAGAUGAUAUGGAUGAAAGAACAUCUAAUUUCAAAAGCUAUCUGGAAACCAGAGGUGCUGCGUUAAGUCAGACAACAGAGUUUUUGCCCUUUUAUGCACUUCCGUUUGUCCCCAAUCCCACUGUACAUCCCUCUUUUAAGGAACUUUUUCAGGAUUCGUGGUCUCCGGAAUUGAAAAUGACACUGCAAAAAUUUCUGUCUGCAACUUUGAAAGUGACCAGUGUUCCAAAGCUGCUGUCUUUAUUUAAAGAAAACGGACAGAGUUCGAAAGAAUUGUUGCAACAAUUUCAGCAACAGUUACUGGAAACUGAGAGAAAAGCAGCAACAUACAUGAAGAGGUACAGAAAGAUGCAAGAGGAUUACCACAGCUUGAUUGGAGUCACUGCAGAGCUUGUAGAUUCUUUGGAAGCUACAGUAAAUGGGAAAAUGAUUACACCAGAAUAUCUUCAGAGUGUCUGUGUACGACUAUUUAGCAACCAAAUGAGACAAAGUGUGGCCCAAAGCAUUGACUUCACAAGACCAGGAACUGCAUCAUCUAUGCUGAGGGCAUCCAUUGUUCCUACAAUGAAAUCAAAAGAUGUACCUUUAUUGCCGUCUCUUGAUUAUGAAAAGCUGAAGAAUGAUUUAGUCCAUGGAAAUGAUCGACUAAAAGCACUACUUUUGCAAGCACUGCGUUGGCGGCUGACACAGUCUCAUCCUGGAGAGCAAAGGGAUACAGUCCUUCAGGCUUACAUUAGUAAUGAUCUGCUGGAAUGUCAUAAUAAGAGUCAGAAGAGCUUAAUUAAUUUGUUAAAUUCAAAGAGUGAGAUUGUCCGACAGUAUACAGCACGACUAAUAAAUGGCUUUGCAUCGCUGUCACAUGGUCGAGCUUACUUAGCACAGAGCACAGUGUUAUUGAAGAUACUUGAAGAAGCACUCGAGACAGAGGAGGAAGAUUCCAUAACUAGAGAAAAUGUGUUAGGAGCCUUACAGAAACUUAGUCUCAGACGAGCACUGCAGUCAGCUAUGGUCAAAGAUAACAUUAUUUUCUGGUUGCUGAGCAUACUGGAGGACUCUGAUUCAUUGUCGGAUUACACUUUGGAAUACUCCGUUGCAUUAUUUAUGAACCUGUGCCUUCGGACCCAAGGUAAACGGAAAUGUGUAGAAGAUACAAGACGAGUGUUAAAAGUAUUGUCUGAUCUUUUGGGUCAUGAAAAUCAUGAGAUAAGGCCAUAUGUUAAUGGAGCUUUAUACAGCAUUCUUGCCAUCCCUUCAAUCCGCGAGGAGGCAAAAGCUAUGGGCAUGGAAGAAAUUCUGCGGUGUUUUAUUAAAGAAGGGAAUACUGAGAUGAACAGACAGCUUGAGUUUAUUAUAAAACAACUCAAUUCAGAGGAGGUGCUUGAAGAAUCAGAUUCUGAUGAUGAAGAGGAAGAAGAUGAUGAUGAUGAAGAUGACCAGGAUGCACUGGAAGCUGACCUGGACAAGGCUGAAAUAUUAAAACCCCAGCCUGGAGAGUUAUCAGGAGAAAAACUACUGACAGCUGAGUAUCUAGGGGUGGGUGUUCAUUAUCAGACAUCAGGAAGCACUAUAAUGACAAACACAAUGAAGGCCAAGAGAAAGCCUAUGUCACUUUUGAAUGAAAGUGUUGAUGAACCUCUCCGACGACCAGUUACACCUAGCAUGCACAGAAUGGGUUACACAUUGUUGGGAACUGUACCAAAUAAACAUGAAAGUAGAAGCCCCAGCACACAGAGCAACCUUUAUUCAUGUCAAACGUCUCGACCACCUACGCGAAGUGGGAGUAGAGCAAGUAAUUCUGGCCUUGGUGGUGCUUCUCCUAUUAUAACUGUAAUACAUCACACCUGGGUUCUCCAGUUGAAGAUUUUGAUCAGGAUCUUACAGCAGCUACAAGCUUGCUUGGUAUCAAAUCUUUUGACAGAUCGAAUAGACAGUCUAUCAGGCAAAAUGAUUAUGAACUUGCAUUUGACAGUAGACCCAAGAUUCCUAGAACUCCAGAUGUGUCUACUAGCCCACAAAAGAUCAAGACUCCAACAAUUGCCCCUCAGUUUUCUCAGUCCGGUCCUCAGCAGACAAGCCGUCCAGGUUCUGCAGGAUCCUCUAACAGAAGCAGACAGAGCAGCCAGUCAUACAGGAAAUGACAAUAGAUUUUUCCUCAGGAAUCACCUGCUGAAUUCUUCACCAACUUCCUGUAAUGAUCCUCCUCAUCACAUACGAUGCACAGUACUGGAGUUAUAAAAUCAAGUGAAAUAUACUGCAGUAUAGGAAUUAUAUUGUCCAUAUUUAGCAUGAACAUUUUAUGUUAUAUAACUAAGUGAAUUUUUGACAAUGAUUUCAGAAAUGUAAAUAAGAGUAAUUUAUCCUUUUAUUCUUCAUUAUAUUUUCACAGGUAGUACUCCGAUGUUGGGAAGGUGUUAAAUUCUGUUUUUGACUUGUUUUGUAAUGUUUUUUGAGGGUUGUUUUUGCUUUACAUCAUAUUCCU
This is a messenger RNA of Hemiscyllium ocellatum (epaulette shark), 2950 nucleotides long. Its product is annotated as lisH domain-containing protein ARMC9. The coding region runs from base 124 to 2706 and encodes 860 amino acids. Gene Ontology annotation, cellular component: centriole; ciliary basal body; ciliary tip. Gene Ontology annotation, biological process: cilium assembly. The record is from RefSeq and is a predicted model, not a curated record. The transcript is spliced from 25 exons. Gene Ontology annotation, molecular function: protein binding. NCBI's taxonomy places the organism in Eukaryota, Metazoa, Chordata, Chondrichthyes, Orectolobiformes, Hemiscylliidae.